UAGUCGAGCCGGUGCAUGAGCUCUGACGCCGCGGGCGUCCACCGCAGCGCCAUCAGGAGAAGGGGCGACGACCCGGCCAUGCCGACCCCAACUUCCAGCUCCGGCGCCUCCUCUCCCUUCUCCAGCGACGGCGGGACCGCCUCGCCGAACCGGAUGCUCCGGGGCCGGCACCACCUCCUCUCCACGGCCGGCGACGCCAUGGACACCGACGUCGCGCAACCCGCGGCCGCCUCCCUCAUCGACUUCAGCGCCCAGCCGCCCGAGGCCGGCCACGCCAACAGCAUGGACGACGCCGGCGGCGGCGGAGGCGCGUCGGGGGGCCUCGCCUCGCGCCCGCCGCUAUCCGGCCCGCGCAGCGGCUUCCGCCGCCACGGCCUCCGCGGCAUGAAGCAGCGCCUGCUCGUCGUCGCCAACCGCCUGCCUGUCUCCGCCAACCGCCGCGGCGAGGACCAGUGGUCCCUGGAAAUCAGCGCCGGCGGACUCGUCAGUGCCCUCCUCGGCGUUAAGGACGUCGACGCCAAGUGGAUUGGCUGGGCGGGCGUGAACGUCCCCGACGAGGUCGGCCAGCGGGCGCUCACCAGAGCCCUCGCCGAGAAGAGGUGCAUUCCUGUCUUCCUGGACGAGGAGAUCGUGCACCAGUACUACAACGGCUACUGCAACAACAUCCUGUGGCCGCUCUUCCACUACCUGGGCCUGCCGCAGGAGGACAGGCUGGCCACCACGAGGAACUUCGAGUCGCAGUUCGACGCGUACAAGCGAGCCAACCAGAUGUUUGCCGACGUUGUGUACGAGCACUACCAGGAAGGGGAUGUGAUCUGGUGCCACGACUACCACCUCAUGUUCCUGCCCAAGUGCCUCAAAGACCAUGACAUCAACAUGAAGGUUGGGUGGUUCCUGCACACGCCGUUCCCGUCGUCGGAGAUUUACCGCACUCUGCCUUCUCGCUCGGAGCUGCUUCGUUCUGUGCUCUGUGCUGAUUUAGUCGGAUUUCAUACGUACGAUUAUGCAAGGCAUUUUGUGAGCGCAUGUACCAGAAUACUCGGACUCGAGGGUACCCCUGAAGGUGUGGAAGAUCAGGGAAAGCUCACAAGGGUUGCAGCGUUUCCUAUUGGGAUAGACUCUGACCGUUUCAAAAGAGCGUUGGAGCUUCCAGCAGUAAAAAGACAUAUCAACGAAUUGACACAGCGAUUUGCAGGAAGGAAGGUAAUGCUUGGUGUUGAUCGACUUGACAUGAUUAAAGGAAUUCCACAAAAGAUUUUGGCCUUUGAAAAAUUUCUUGAGGAAAAUCCUGAAUGGAAUGAUAAAGUGGUUCUACUUCAAAUCGCGGUCCCAACAAGAACUGAUGUCCCUGAGUAUCAGAAGCUUACAAGCCAAGUGCACGAAAUUGUUGGGCGCAUAAAUGGACGAUUUGGAACAUUAACUGCUGUUCCUAUUCAUCAUCUGGAUCGAUCUCUUGACUUCCAUGCCUUGUGUGCUCUUUACGCAGUCACAGAUGUGGCUCUUGUAACAUCACUGAGAGAUGGCAUGAAUCUUGUAAGCUACGAAUAUGUUGCAUGUCAGGGAUCAAAAAAAGGAGUUCUGAUAUUAAGUGAGUUCGCUGGUGCAGCACAAUCUCUUGGUGCUGGUGCCAUUCUUGUAAAUCCCUGGAAUAUUACAGAAGUGGCAGACUCAAUAAAUCAUGCUUUGACGAUGACAUCUGAUGAGAGAGAGAAACGACACAGGCAUAACUAUGCUCAUGUAACAACUCAUACUGCACAAGAUUGGGCUGAAACUUUUGUAUGUGAGCUAAACGAUACAGUUGCUGAAGCUCAGAUGAGAACAAGACAAGUUCCUCCUGUUCUUCCUAGUCGAACAGCUAUUCAGCAAUAUCUGCAGUCCAGAAAUCGUCUACUUAUAUUGGGUUUCAAUUCAACAUUGACUGAGCCAGUUGAAUCCUCUGGGAGAAGGGGCGGUGAUCAAAUCAAGGAGAUGGAACUCAAGUUGCAUCCUGACUUGAAGGGUCCUUUGAGAGCCCUCUGUGAGGAUGAGCGCACUACAGUUAUUGUUCUUAGUGGAAGCGACAGGAGUGUUCUUGAUGAAAAUUUUGGAGAAUUUAACUUGUGGUUGGCAGCAGAGCAUGGAAUGUUUUUACGCCCAACUGAUGGUGAGUGGAUGACAACAAUGCCAGAGCAUCUGAAUAUGGAUUGGGUUGACAGUGUAAAGCAUGUUUUUGAAUAUUUCACGGAAAGAACCCCAAGAUCUCAUUUUGAACAUCGUGAGACAUCAUUUGUAUGGAAUUACAAGUAUGCUGAUGUUGAGUUUGGAAGGCUCCAAGCAAGAGAUAUGCUGCAGCACUUGUGGACAGGUCCAAUCUCAAACGCAGCUGUGGAUGUUGUUCAAGGUAGUCGGUCAGUUGAAGUUCGGUCUGUUGGAGUUACAAAGGGUGCUGCAAUUGAUCGUAUUUUAGGAGAGAUAGUUCAUAGCAAAAGCAUGGUUACUCCGAUUGACUAUGUACUAUGUAUAGGCCACUUCCUCGGAAAGGAUGAGGACAUCUAUGUAUUUUUCGACCCUGAGUACCCUUCUGAAUCCAAAGUAAAACCAGACGGUGCCUCAGUAUCUGUCGACAGGAGGCAGAACGGACGGCCAUCUAAUGGCCGAAGCAAUUCCAGAAACUCCCAGUCAAGGGCACAGAAAUCACAGGCUGCGCCUGAGAGGUCAUCUUCGUCAGGCCACGGGGCCGCAAACAGCCACCACGACUGGCGUGAAGGGUCUUCGGUCCUCGACCUGAAGGGCGACAACUAUUUCUCCUGCGCAGUUGGGAGGAAGCGUUCAAAUGCUCGUUACCUGCUGAACUCAUCUGAAGACGUUGUCUCCUUCCUCAGAGAGAUGGCGGAAUCAACCACACCUCGCGCUGGCUUCCAGCCUGGCGCUGCUGAUUACAUGUUCAUGGAUAGGCAGUAAAUAAAUUUUCGCUACUACUAAUCACCCGGGCUUCGUCAGAGUUAACCCUCAAUAACAUUAUUUGUUAUAUGCGCGCCGGAGCUACCACCGUAGCUGGUCAGCCGGCGUGGUGUACAAUCCUGUACAAAAAUAUAAGCUCAUGUUAAAACUGCGAGAUGGCAGCAAACGGAAAGGGGAGAAAUGGUUUAG
Lolium rigidum is the source of this 3129-nucleotide messenger RNA. Its product is annotated as alpha,alpha-trehalose-phosphate synthase [UDP-forming] 1-like. Gene Ontology annotation, cellular component: cytosol. NCBI's taxonomy places the organism in Eukaryota, Viridiplantae, Streptophyta, Magnoliopsida, Poales, Poaceae. Gene Ontology annotation, biological process: trehalose biosynthetic process. The record is from RefSeq and is a predicted model, not a curated record. The transcript has 17 exons. The coding region runs from base 16 to 2940 and encodes 974 amino acids. Gene Ontology annotation, molecular function: alpha,alpha-trehalose-phosphate synthase (UDP-forming) activity.